AUGACAGAAGGUGGGAGUAGCAGUUUUGUGCAGCUUGCAAUUCCAAGGUUUAAUGGUCAUUAUGAUCAUUGGGCAAUGUUGAUGGAGAAUUUUCUCCGCUCCAAAGAAUAUUGGGAUCUCAUUGAGAAUGGGAUAUUGAUGGUGGCAGAUGGAAUAGAGCCUACGGAGGCACAAUGCAAAUUGAUCGAGGAGCAGAAGUUGAAGGACUUAAAGGUAAAGAAUUACCUUUUCCAGGCAAUAGAUCGUGAAGUCCUUGAAACAAUCCUCAAGAGGGACACGACAAAAAAUAUAUGGGAUUCAAUGAAGCAAAAAUUUCAAGGUUUAACCAGGGUCAAAAGGGCUCAACUGCAAGCUUUACACAAAGAUUUUGAGAUUCUUCAAAUGAAGGAAGGAGAAAUAGUGAAUGCAUAUUUUUCUCGUACUUUAACCAUAGCCAACAAAAUGAAGGCUCAUGGUGAAAGUAUGAGUGAAACAGUCAUUACUGCAAAGAUUUUGAGAUCAAUGAUCUCAAAAUUUGAUUAUGUGGUAUGCUCAAUUGAAGAAUCCAACAACUUAGACAUGAUGACUAUUGAUGAGUUGCAAAGUAGUCUUCUUGUUCAUGAGCAGAGGAUGAGAAGUCGUGGAGAAGAAGAGCAGGUUCUGAAGAUCUCCCACGAAGACAAAGCAAGUAGAGGAAGAGGUAGAGGUAGAGGUAAUGGUUCAUUUAGAGGAGGUCGACGAAGGGGAAGACAAUUAUUCAAUAAAGUUGUUAUUGAAUGCUUCAAAUGUCACAAGUUAGGACACUAUCAAUAUAAAUGUUCUGAUUGGGAGAAAAAUGCCAAUUAUGUUGAAUUAGAGAAGGAAAAAGAUGAAGAAUUGUUAUUAAUGUCUUAUGUUGAAUUGGAGCAAGACAAAAUGGAAGUGGUUCUCAGAACUGGAUGA
Messenger RNA from Glycine soja, 921 nucleotides. RefSeq lists its product as uncharacterized. The transcript has a single exon. Lineage: Eukaryota; Viridiplantae; Streptophyta; Magnoliopsida; Fabales; Fabaceae. Gene Ontology annotation, molecular function: nucleic acid binding; zinc ion binding. The record is from RefSeq and is a predicted model, not a curated record. The coding region runs from base 1 to 921 and encodes 306 amino acids.